This is a messenger RNA of Dicrocoelium dendriticum, 330 nucleotides long. Lineage: Eukaryota; Metazoa; Platyhelminthes; Trematoda; Plagiorchiida; Dicrocoeliidae. The record is from the annotation of a GenBank genome assembly.
AUGGACAAACUCCUAUGGCAAUGUCGCAUUAUGCCACACACUACCACGGAUCAUUCACCGUGUGAACUGCUGAUGGGACGACGACUGCGCCCUCGACUGGAUCUGAUUAAACCCAAUCUGCAUCGAACCGUCAGUAAACGCCAGUCUAUGAUGAAGCAACGCUACGACAUGAAAAUGAAGGAUCGUGUAGUCGAGGCAGAUGACAGAGUGUAUGUUAAACUGUGGCAAAGGGAUAAAACUUGGAUCCGAGGAGUUACUGGAUCAACCAGACGUAGUGUCGUGGGAGCGGAAUUGGAAGAAGUACGAAUGCUUCGAAGUCAUUUGCACAAA